UGCGCGCUGCUCCCCACUGACUGACAGGCAGGCGGCCGCCCUGCCUCAAAACCCUCCAGCGCCUCGCAUCCUUCAGCUCGCUCCUCCGCAGAGCAGCUCUCCGGGCCGCGGCUGCAGCGUCCGGGGCCCCUUCACCUUCCUGGCCUCGCCGCUUCUCCAGGAUCCGUCUGUCAAACCGCUUGCUCUUCGGCCAGGAUUGCUCUGCGCUCGGCACAGCUCCGGUGCAGCCUGGCUUUGCCCUAGUGACUCCUCGGGGUGCCGGGAGCUUCGCAGGGCCGGUCUGAAGCUCACCUCUGUCCCCGCUCUUUUGUAAAUACGAAGCGCGUUGCGGAGCGAUGCAGCCUGGAGCCCGCGGCGCACCGGCGCUUGCUCUCCCCGCGGCUUGCUGAAGUCGCUUUGGAAGAGGUGGCUGCAGCACCGUCCCUCCUGGGCAGGGAAAGAGGGAGCAGCGCCCCCCCCCCCCCAGCUGCCGAGCGCUGCGGCCUGAAGACGCCCCCCGAGUGGAAGUUGAAUUAUUUUGCAGCAGGCCUCCCUCCUGCUCGGGUUUUCCAGCUGUCCAGUCGCAGGAUGGGGAGACGGCGCGGGCUUUGCCCGCAGCUUUAUUGCUUGUGGCUGGGCUGUGUCGCGCUGUGGGCGCAGGGAGCAGCCGGGCAGCAAAAGCAACAGCAGGUCCGGCCCGCGGGGGGAACAUACGCCAUCUACCCAGCCUCGGAGAAUCGGGAGGACGGAGCAGGGGCCGCCACCAGCCGGGUCCGAAGGAGAGGCCAGCAGGAUGUGCUUAGGGGGCCAAACGUGUGUGGCUCUAGAUUCCACUCCUACUGUUGUCCUGGAUGGAAAACGCUCCCUGGAGGAAAUCAGUGUAUUGUUCCAAUUUGUAGAAAUAGUUGUGGUGAUGGAUUUUGUUCCCGUCCUAAUAUGUGCACUUGCUCCAGUGGACAAAUAUCACCUACCUGUGGAUCAAAAUCUAUACAACAGUGCAGUAUCAGAUGCAUGAAUGGUGGUACUUGUGCAGACGACCAGUGCCAGUGCCAGAAGGGGUAUAUUGGAACUUACUGUGGACAACCUGUCUGUGAAAAUGGUUGCCAGAAUGGAGGACGUUGUAUUGGACCCAACCGCUGUGCAUGCGUAUAUGGAUUUACUGGCCCUCAGUGCGAAAGAGAUUAUAGAACAGGCCCCUGUUUCACUCAGGUCAACAACCAGAUGUGUCAGGGCCAGCUGACUGGCAUUGUUUGCACGAAGACUCUUUGUUGUGCAACCAUCGGACGUGCCUGGGGCCAUCCUUGCGAGAUGUGUCCUGCCCAGCCUCAGCCAUGUCGUCGUGGCUUCAUUCCUAACAUCCGCAAUGGAGCAUGUCAAGAUGUUGAUGAGUGCCAGGCUAUACCAGGGGUCUGUUCAGGAGGAAACUGCAUUAAUACAGUUGGCUCUUAUGAAUGCAAGUGUCCUGCUGGUCACAGACAGAAUGAGGCAACUCAGAAAUGUGAAGAUAUCGAUGAGUGCAGUAUCGUUCCAGGAAUCUGCGAAGGUGGCGAAUGUUCUAACACAGUGGGAAGUUAUUUCUGCAUUUGUCCACGUGGCUAUGUCACAUCUACAGAUGGAUCCCACUGUAUUGAUCAAAGGGCAGGCACAUGUUUCUCCAGCUUGGUGAAUGGUCGCUGUGCACAAGAACUUCCGAAUAGGUUUACCAAAAUGCAGUGCUGUUGUGAAUCUGGUCGAUGCUGGGCCAUUGGAUCUGUUCCUGAGAUGUGUCCUGUGAGAGGCUCUGAUGAAUACCGCAGACUUUGCAUAGAUGGAGUUCCUGUAGGAGGUGGUUCCAGACCUGGUGGACCAGGAGGCAAUGGAUUCCUUCCUGGUGGAAAUGGGAAUAGCUAUGGCCCGGGAGGAACUGGAUUUAUUCCCAUUCCAGGUGGCAAUGGCUUCUCCCCUGGUGUAGGAGGAGCAGGUGUUGGGACUGGUGGCCAGACUCACACUGGAAAUGGUGCAAUCAUUACUGGGCUGACAAUCCUCAAUCAGACAAUAGAUAUAUGUAAACACCACCCCAAUCUCUGCUUAAAUGGACGCUGCAUACCAACAAUUUCCAGUUACCGAUGUGAGUGCAACAUGGGAUAUAAGCAAGAUGCAAAUGGGGAUUGUAUAGAUGUUGAUGAGUGCACAUCAAACCCAUGCACUAAUGGAGAUUGUGUUAAUACACCUGGAUCCUAUUACUGCAAAUGCAAUGCAGGUUUCCAGAGAACACCUACCAAGCAAGCUUGCAUUGAUAUUGAUGAAUGCAUACAGAAUGGCGUUCUUUGUAAAAAUGGCCGGUGUGUGAACACUGAUGGAAGUUUCCAGUGUAUUUGCAAUGCUGGGUUUGAACUAACAACGGAUGGAAAAAACUGUGUUGAUCAUGAUGAGUGCACCACCACCAACAUGUGUUUAAAUGGGAUGUGCAUAAAUGAGGAUGGUAGCUUCAAAUGUAUCUGUAAACCAGGGUUUGUCCUGGCUCCAAAUGGGCGUUACUGUACUGAUAUUGAUGAAUGUCAGACACCAGGAAUUUGCAUGAAUGGUCAUUGCAUCAACACUGAAGGUUCUUUUCGGUGUGAAUGUCCACCAGGCCUGGCUGUUGGGGUUGAUGGCCGUGUUUGUGUAGAUACUCAUAUGCGCAGCACAUGCUAUGGAGGAAUCAAAAAAGGAGUGUGUGUCCGCCCUUUCCCUGGGGCAGUGACAAAAUCUGAAUGUUGCUGUGCCAAUCCAGACUAUGGCUUUGGAGAGCCAUGUCACCCAUGUCCUGCCAAGAACUCAGCUGAUUUCCAUGGCCUGUGUAGCAGUGGAGUAGGCAUUACUGUGGAUGGACGAGAUAUUAAUGAGUGUGCAUUGGAUCCUGAUAUUUGCGCCAAUGGAAUUUGUGAAAAUCUACGUGGUAGCUAUCGUUGUAAUUGUAACAGUGGCUAUGAACCUGAUCCCUCUGGAAGGAACUGUGUUGACAUUGAUGAAUGUUCAGUGAACAGACUGCUGUGUGACAAUGGCCUGUGUCGAAACACACCUGGAAGCUACAGCUGUACAUGUCCAAAGGGUUAUGUAUUCAGCACUGAGACUGACACAUGUGAAGAUAUAAAUGAAUGUGAAAUCAACCCAUGUGUCAACGGCGCCUGCAGGAACAAUCUUGGUUCUUUCAAUUGUGAGUGUUCACUUGGCAGUAAACUGGAUUCUACUGGAUUGAUUUGCAUUGAUAGUCUGAAAGGAACGUGCUGGCUGAACAUCCAAGACAGUCGCUGUGAAGUAAACAUUAAUGGUGCUACACUAAAAUCAGAAUGUUGUGCUACUUUAGGAGCUGCUUGGGGCAGCCCUUGUGAGCGAUGUGAAUUAGAUGCAGCUUGCCCAAGAGGAUUUGCCAGAGUUAAGGGAGUUACCUGUGAAGAUGUAAAUGAGUGUGAUGUUUUCCCGGGUGUUUGUCCCAAUGGACGUUGUGUUAACAGCAGAGGAUCAUUUCACUGUGAGUGUCCAGAAGGCCUGACAUUGGAUGGAACAGGUCGAGUGUGUUUAGAUAUCCGCAUGGAGCAAUGUUACCUGAAGUGGGAUGAAGAUGAGUGCAUUCAGUCUGUACCUGGCAAGUUUCGUAUGGAUGCCUGCUGCUGUGCUGUUGGUGCUGCUUGGGGCUCAGACUGUGAGGAAUGUCCUAAGCCUGGCACCAAAGAAUAUGAGGCCUUGUGCCCUAGGGGACCUGGUUUUUCCAACAGGGGAGAUGUUCUAACUGGCAGGCCAUUUUAUAAAGAUAUUAAUGAAUGUAAAGUGUUCCCUGGUAUGUGCAUGAAUGGCAAAUGCAGGAACACAGUUGGAAGUUUCAAGUGUAGAUGUAACAGCGGGUUUGCUUUAGAUAUGGAGGAAAGAAACUGUACAGACAUUGAUGAGUGUCGUAUCUCCCCGGACCUCUGUGGAAGUGGUACCUGUGUCAACACUCCAGGCAGCUUUGAAUGUGAAUGCUUUGAGGGCUAUGAAAGUGGAUUUAUGAUGAUGAAGAAUUGCAUGGACAUAGAUGAAUGUGAACGUAACCCUCUCCUUUGCAGAGGUGGCACUUGUGUGAACACAGAAGGCAGCUUUCAAUGUGACUGUCCUUUGGGACAUGAACUAUCACCAUCACGUGAGGAUUGUGUGGAUAUAAAUGAAUGCUCAUUGAGUGAUAAUCUCUGCAGAAAUGGCAAGUGUGUGAACAUGAUUGGAACAUAUCAAUGUUCCUGUAACCCCGGAUACCAGGCCACUCCAGACAGACAAGGCUGCACUGAUAUUGAUGAAUGUAUGAUCAUGAAUGGAGGCUGUGACACACACUGCACCAACUCGGAGGGCAGCUAUGAAUGUAGUUGCAGUGAUGGCUAUGCUCUCAUGCCAGAUGUGAGAACAUGUGCAGAUAUUGAUGAAUGUGAAAACAACCCAGAUAUCUGCGAUGGUGGGCAGUGUACUAAUAUUCCAGGAGAAUAUCGCUGUCUUUGUUAUGAUGGCUUCAUGGCUUCUAUGGACAUGAAAACCUGUAUUGAUGUGAAUGAAUGUGACUUGAAUUCCAACAUCUGUAUGUUUGGAGAGUGUGAGAACACCAAGGGAUCCUUCAUUUGCCACUGUCAGCUAGGAUAUUCAGUCAAGAAAGGAACCACUGGAUGCACAGAUGUGGACGAGUGUGAGAUUGGUGCCCACAACUGCGACAUGCAUGCCUCAUGUGUUAAUGUCCCAGGAAGCUUCAAAUGCAGCUGCAGAGAGGGAUGGAUGGGAAAUGGCAUUAAAUGUAUUGAUCUUGAUGAAUGUUCUAAUGGAACCCACAAGUGUAGUGUGAAUGCUCAAUGUGUGAACACUCCUGGGUCAUACCGUUGUGCCUGUGCUGAGGGAUUCACUGGAGAUGGAUUCACUUGUUCUGAUAUUGAUGAGUGUGCAGAAAAUGUUAAUCUGUGUGAGAAUGGACAGUGCCUGAAUGUCCCUGGUGCAUAUCGAUGUGAGUGUGAAAUGGGAUUCACUCCAGCUUCAGACAGCAAAUCUUGCCAAGAUAUUGAUGAAUGCACCUUCCAGAACAUUUGUGUUUUUGGAACCUGCAAUAACUUACCAGGCAUGUUUCACUGUAUCUGCGAUGACGGCUAUGAACUGGAUAGAACUGGAGGAAACUGUACAGAUAUUGAUGAGUGUGCUGAUCCCAUUAACUGUGUUAAUGGUCUCUGUGUGAAUACGCCUGGGAGGUAUGAGUGUAACUGCCCACCAGAUUUCCAGCUGAACCCAACUGGAGUAGGUUGUGUGGAUAAUCGUGUUGGCAAUUGUUACCUGAAAUAUGGACCCCGAGGGGAUGGGAGCCUAUCCUGCAACACUGAAAUUGGCGUCGGAGUCAGUCGCUCCUCAUGCUGCUGCUCUUUGGGGAAGGCCUGGGGGAUCCCCUGUGAGACUUGUCCCCCUGUAAACAGCACGGAAUAUAAUACUCUGUGUCCAGGGGGUGAGGGAUUCAGACCAAAUCCCAUCACUAUCAUCUUAGAAGAUAUCGAUGAAUGCCAGGAGUUACCAGGGCUCUGUCAAGGUGGAAACUGCAUCAAUACUUUUGGCAGCUUCCAGUGUGAAUGUCCACAAGGCUACUACCUCAGUGAAGAAACACGGAUCUGUGAAGAUAUUGAUGAGUGUGUUGCACAUCCUGGUGUCUGUGGCCCUGGGACCUGCUACAACACUCUGGGGAACUACACCUGCAUCUGUCCCCCUGAAUACAUGCAGGUGAAUGGAGGACACAAUUGCAUGGAUAUGAGAAAGAGCUUUUGCUAUAGAAGCUACAAUGGAACCUCCUGUGAGAAUGAACUGCCCUUCAACGUGACCAAGAGGAUGUGCUGCUGCACGUACAAUGUUGGCAAAGCCUGGAACAAGCCUUGUGAGCCAUGUCCAACCCCAGGAACAGCGGAAUUUAAGACCAUAUGUGGGAACAUUCCUGGCUUCACCUUUGACAUCCAUACUGGCAAAGCUGUUGAUAUUGAUGAAUGUAAGGAGAUCCCAGGAAUCUGUGCAAAUGGUGUUUGCAUUAACCAGAUUGGCAGUUUCCGCUGUGAAUGUCCCACAGGAUUCAGCUACAGUGACCUACUCUUGGUCUGUGAAGAUAUUGAUGAGUGCAGCAAUGGAGACAAUCUCUGCCAGCGAAAUGCAGACUGUAUCAACAGUCCUGGGAGUUACCGCUGUGAAUGUGCUGCAGGUUUCAAACUUUCACCUAAUGGUGCCUGUAUUGAUCGCAAUGAAUGUUUGGAAAUUCCUAAUGUUUGCAGUCAUGGCAUGUGUGUGGACAUGCAAGGAGGUUACCAGUGCAUCUGUCACAAUGGUUUUAAGGCAUCCCAAGAUCAAACCAUGUGCAUGGAUGUUGAUGAAUGUGAACGCCAUCCAUGUGGAAAUGGAACUUGUAAAAACACAGUUGGAUCAUAUAACUGUCUUUGUUACCCAGGAUUUGAGCUCACUCAUAAUAAUGACUGUAUGGAUAUUGAUGAGUGCAGUUCCUUCUUUGGUCAGGUGUGCAGAAAUGGACGAUGUUUUAAUGAAAUUGGUUCUUUCAAAUGUUUAUGUAAUGAAGGAUAUGAACUUACUCCGGAUGGCAAGAAUUGCAUUGAUACUAAUGAGUGUAUGGCACUUCCUGGUGCAUGCUUUCCUGGGACUUGUCAGAAUUUGGAAGGGUCAUUCAGAUGCAUCUGCCCACCAGGAUAUGAAGUGAAAAGUGAAAGCUGUAUUGAUAUUGAUGAGUGCAAUGAAGACCCCAACAUCUGUCUCUUUGGCUCCUGCACUAAUACUCCAGGAGGCUUUCAAUGCACCUGUCCCAUAGGCUUUGUGCUGUCUGACAAUGGACGAAGGUGUUUUGAUACCCGGCAGAGCUUCUGUUUCACUAACUUUGAAAAUGGGAAAUGCUCUGUCCCAAAGGCUUUCAACACCACCAAGGCAAAAUGUUGCUGCAGUAAGAUGCCAGGAGAGGGAUGGGGUGAUCCUUGUGAGCUCUGCCCCAAGGAAGAAGAAGUUGCUUUCCAGGAUUUGUGUCCCUAUGGCCAUGGAACUAUCCCUGGGAUUGAUGAUACACGGGAAGAUGUCAAUGAAUGUCUUGAGAGCCCAGGCAUUUGUUCAAAUGGUCAUUGUAUCAACACUGAUGGAUCAUUCCGCUGUGAGUGCCCCAUGGGAUACAACUUAGAUUACACUGGAGUGCACUGUGUGGAUACUGAUGAAUGUUCGAUUGGCAAUCCAUGUGGAAAUGGCACAUGCACUAAUGUGAUUGGUAGUUUUGAAUGUAACUGUCAUGAAGGAUUUGAGCCAGGCCCAAUGAUGAAUUGUGAAGACAUAAAUGAGUGUGCGCAGAACCCUUUGCUGUGUGCUUUUCGGUGCAUCAACACUUACGGUUUCUAUGAAUGCACCUGUCCAGUUGGCUAUGAACUGAGAGAAGACCAAAAGAUGUGCAAAGACCUGGAUGAAUGUGCUGAAGGUCUUCAUGAUUGUGAAUCAAGAGGCAUGAUGUGCAAAAAUUUGAUUGGCACCUUCAUGUGUAUCUGCCCUCCUGGAAUGACCCGUAGACCUGAUGGAGAAGGCUGCAUGGAUGAAAAUGAAUGCCGUACCAAGCCAGGUAUCUGUGAAAAUGGUCGCUGUGUGAACAUUAUUGGAAGCUACAGGUGUGAAUGUAAUGAAGGAUUCCAGUCAAGCCCAUCAGGCACUGAGUGCCUUGAUAACCGCCAAGGAUUCUGCUUUGCUGAAGUUUUACAGACAAUGUGCCAGAUGGCUUCCAGUAGCCGUAACCUUGUCACCAAGUCAGAGUGCUGCUGUGAUGGAGGGCGAGGCUGGGGUAACCAGUGUGAGCUUUGUCCACUGCCAGGAACCACCCAAUAUAAGAAACUCUGUCCACAUGGACCAGGAUAUACAACAGAUGGAAGAGAUAUUGAUGAAUGUAAGGUCAUGCCAAAUCUGUGUAGAAAUGGCCAGUGCAUCAACACAAUGGGUUCCUUCAGAUGCUUUUGUAAAGUUGGCUACACCACUGAAAUAAGUGGGACAUCCUGUGUGGAUCUUGAUGAAUGCUCCCAGUCUCCAAAACCAUGCAACUUUAUCUGCAAGAACUCAGAAGGAAGCUACCAGUGCUCAUGUCCCCGUGGCUACAUCCUGCAAGAGGAUGGAAAGACAUGUAAAGAUCUUGACGAAUGUCAAACCAAACAACACAACUGCCAGUUCCUCUGUGUCAACACUCUUGGGGGCUUCACAUGUAAAUGUCCACCAGGCUUCACUCAACAUCAUACUGCUUGUAUUGAUAACAAUGAGUGUGGUUCACAGCCAUCACUUUGUGGAUCAAAAGGAAUCUGUCAAAACACUCCUGGAAGUUUCAGCUGUGAGUGUCAGAGAGGCUUCUCUCUGGAUUCUACUGGAUUAAACUGUGAAGAUGUGAAUGAAUGUGAUGGAAACCAUAGGUGCCAACAUGGCUGCCAGAACAUUCUGGGUGGCUACAGAUGUGGGUGCCCACAAGGGUACAUUCAACAUUAUCAGUGGAAUCAGUGUGUUGAUGAAAAUGAAUGUACCAACCCUAAUGCUUGUGGCACUGCUUCCUGCUACAACACACUUGGAAGUUACAAGUGCGCUUGUCCAUCUGGAUUUUCUUAUGACCAGUUCUCUAGUGCGUGCCAUGAUGUGAAUGAAUGUUCCUCCACGAAAAAUCCCUGCAAUUACGGCUGUUCCAACACAGAAGGUGGUUAUCUCUGUGGCUGCCCUCCUGGAUACUACAGAGUUGGACAAGGCCAUUGUGUCUCAGGAAUGGGAUUUAACAAAGGCCAGUAUCUCCCUCUGGGUGGAGAUGUAGAUGAAGAAAAUGCUUUGUCCCCUGAAGCAUGUUAUGAAUGCAAAAUCAAUGGCUACGCCAAUAAAAACAGCAGGAAGAAAAGAAGUGUGAAUGAAACUGAGCAAGCAGAGAUUGAGCAGAUUAGCUUGGAAAGUUUAGACAUUGACUCUCCUUUGAAGAUGAGGCUGAACUUCUCUGGACUUGGUAACAAAGAACACAUUCUAGAAUUCAUGCCAGCCAUACAGCCCCUUACGAACCAUGUCCGCUACAUCAUCUCCCACGGCAAUGACUAUGGCAUCUUUCAAAUCCAUCAGAGGGAUGGACUUAGUUAUCUGCACACAGCUAAGAAAAAGUCAGUGCCAGGCACUUACACACUGGAAAUCACUAGCAUUCCUCUAUACAAGAAGAAGGAGCUAAAGAAACUGGAAGACAGUAAUGUGGACAACUACCUCCUAGGAGAGCUUGGAGAAGUGCUCCAAAUGAGACUGUGGAUUGAACUCUAUUAGCCACCUCUUCUAGACUUAAUCCAGUUCUUGAAUCACUUCUGUUCAUCUAUUUAUCCACCUGAGCAUGUCUACUUUUCAAAAGCUUUAAGGAGUCAAUGACUUAAAAGAAGAAAAGAAAAAAAAGACCUAUCUUUCCAUCCUGCCAAGACUGCAGAAUGACCCUGGCAGAAGGAAUGACUGACUCUGCCAUGGUCAAAAGUUUGAUUACAAGGGCAACCAUGGUUACUGUAUCCUUUAUAUAACCUCAAUUUAAAGUAUAUUAAAACUAAAGUUCAAGAGGUCAACACAUGGCACUAAAUGGCACAAAAAUGUGAACAAUUUUUUUCCUGUGAGCAGUCUGUAACACUUUGGGUAUUUUGCUAUAGGUGCUAAUUAAAAAAUAUAGAUGUUUAUUUAUUUUAAUGCAGUAAUAUAUGGAGAAAUUACAAACUAUGUAAACAAAAGGGAAACAUUUGUUUUUCUUUAGAUUUAUAAAUUUGAGCUAUUUUAGAGGUAUUCUUAAAAAAAAUCCAGUAGAUUUGAAAAAGGUUUCCUUUUGUUUGUGUGCCAGUUGUCCAAAUACUUUUUAAAAAACAUUUGCAUGCUAUUACCAGCUCUGAUACCAUCUUCUAAAAGACAUUGAAAAGUACGCUUCAAAAACAUUGAGUAUUCAAAAAAAGUUUUAAAUGACUAGAAUUACAAUAUUAGGCUCUGUAAAGAUGAUCAUAUUUCACUGCCGGUCACUAGGACUAUAUUCUGUAUCAGCCACCUGAAAUAAUGGAAGCUGAGGCACAACCACUGUAGCAAAAUACCUUGACUGCUUGUGAUACCAUUACCAUUGCAGGCCAACCUGUACUGUAUUUCCUUCCGAUAACCUCAAGGUACCACAUGUGCUACCACAACACCUCAUUCUCACAAAAGGUGCUCUACAUACUUGCAUUACUGUAGGCAGCUGAAGAAAAAAAAGUCUUUCCUUUGAAGGGAACACCUGAUGUUUCACUCCGUUUGGUGCUGGCUUGGAUUAAUGGUGCAUUUACUAGGAUUGAGCUGUUUCAGGACUGCCAUAUGUGCAAACUAAUUACGCAGUGCAGACCAGGAAAAUAUAUUUGAAAUCAUGUUUUUAGAAGUUUCAUUAAUACUGUAGUUAUACACCAUAUGCCUCAUUUUAUCCUAGCCUAUUUUGUAAGAAAGAUGUCUGUACAUGACAUUUAGUUUUCUUUAGCAAUUUUUUUAAAAUGUUGUACCAGUCUGUGUUACAUGUAUGUCGCCAUGGUGCUUUUUUUUUUUUUUUUUUUGGACUGCUGGUGCCUGUAACUCGUCAUAGAACAGAACCUCAUUAUGUGAGCAGCCAAAGCACAUGCAGACUCCAGGUUUAUUUCAGUCAUGUAGCUGUGCUGACCAAAGAUUAGUUACAAGUUACACUCUGAGUUUUUGGGGAAGAGAACCCUUCUACAUUUUAAAUCAACUGUUUGUGAGUUUAUUUUAUUUGUAGGUCUGUAUCACUAUGACAACACUUUUCUUGCAAUAAAGCUUAUUUUGGGGUAGGUGUCUUGAAUUAUACAUGUAUUUUAAAGAGAACACCUGCUUAACUGCAUAGUUGGAUGGUGUCACUAAUGAAGGGCAGAAACAGCAGUCAGUGUAGGUGCCUUCUUCCCUGGCUGGAUACUAACUAGGUUCUUCAGGGCACACUGAGGAACUAUGCUAAAUAUUCUGUCCUGGCACAGUGUUGAAUUAAAUUUAUCACACAACAUUAGAAAAACCUAGAUCCUAAGUCUGUUUCCCUUAUACUGCUAUACAUGGGGAGUAACUCCAGUGAAAUCUCACACUUACUUGCAACCUUUGCCUAUAAACUCAGAGUGCAGUAUUUGACUCAAUUACACCUCUUUCCCGAUAUAACACAGUAAAGCAGUGCUCUGGGGGGGAAGAGGGGGGGAGGAGGCUGCGCAUGCCGGUGGAUCAAAGCAAGUUAAAUAUAACGCGGUUUCACCUAGACUGUGGUAAAAAAUUUUGGCUCCCGAGGACAGCGUUAUAUCGGGGUAGAGGUGUAUUUUUAAAUAAUGCUUCAUAAGUAGUACAACAUUCAUUAUUAAAUGCAAUGUCCUAGAAUCAGACGGCUAGAUUCAUAAAGAGACUUGGAUGCUUAAGUCCCAAGAUCAGGCGCCCCUAGUAAUAACACAACCCCACUUCAUCUGCUCAAGGAGGCGGCAGGGUUUGAACAGGGAUCUUUUUCUUCCUCGGGCAUUGGAAAGGACUUGAAGCAGGGGCUCCCACAUCCCAGAUGAGAUUCCUAACCCCAGGGCUAAAAAGAGGGAAAAAAGUACAUAGGCACCUAACUUAGAAGUGUAACAGCUGAGAACCCCAAGCAGAGAUACACACCUCCCACAAGUGCAGAUUAGGUGCUAUACUCCCUGAGAAGGGUCAAGCUUAGGACACAUCCCUCCCCUCAGUAUCUCCCACUGACUACCUUAGGCAGGGAGCUGCCUAAUGUCUUGGCUUUUGUGAAUCCCAUUUUAGAGGUCUGUCUUAUUCACUGUAUAAGGAGCCUGAGUGCCUAAUUUAGGGUUUCUAAAUCUCAGUGAUUUAGGCACCAGCAUCCUAACUUUAACACAAACUCCUUCAGGAAUCUAACCCAAAGCCUCCUGAGCCAAAGACGAGACCAUUCCCAAAGAAUCCAUUCCAGAUUUUACACAGAGCAAUUGCAUGCUAGGUUAAGAUUGGUGCUUCAGAUUAUACUAUCCAGCCAUGUGUUUAUGUUCCAUCAAUUGUAACAUCAGCAGGGAUGGAGGAAAGCAGCAGCAUGGGACAGAGCACUGGACCGAGAAUCAGGAGACCUGGAUUCUGUUACUGUCUCACACUUUUACCCUGGGCAAGUCACAUAGAAUUCAUCUACAUAGAGAAGCUAUUGUGAAAUAGGCUGAAUGGGAAUUUAAAGUACAAUAGCUUCCCAUGAUGAUACUCGUUCUGCACUAAGUUUGCCUUUUUUGCACUGUAGCUUAAUCCAGUUCCAAAAGUGGAUUAAGUUAAACUGCAUCUAGACACUUUGUCUACAUGGCAGAAAAAAAAUGUGUGUUCUUAACUUGAGUUUGCUAACUGGGGUUUAAGAAAUGGCAGUGAAAACAACAGCUCAGCUUUUAAUUUUGGUUAGCAGUUCAGAGACUGAACUUCAACUACUAACAAGAGUUAAAAGCUGAGCUGCGAUAUAUCUUCACUGCCAUUUUUUAAACCCCAAUUAACAUUUUUUCUCUGCAGGGUAAGCAUAUUCUCAGUGUGGAAUAGGAGUGUCCAUAGCGCAAGCUAUUCCAGGCAAGAUCUUAAACCCUGUAGCUCAGAUUUCUCAGUCUCUGAAGUACAAAUGACUUCAAUGGAAGAUGAAGAGACUCCACAGUUUGCAGUAUUAGCCCUACUUACCCUCAGUGCUACUCAGAGAGAAAUGGCACUAUACAAAUCGAAGCUAUGCUAUUAUAAAAGCCAAGUUCCAUGAUUAUUCCUACAUUAGGUGUCUAAUUCAGUAGUAUUUAACUGGGUACAUUUGUAUUAGAAAUAAAUGUCAUUUCUUUUCCCUAAGAUAAUGAAUGGAAUCAGUAACAACAACAGGUAGUAAAAUACCACUGUAAUAUACUGCAUGAACAAUGAGAACAUUAAAUUGCUCUUCCCAACUGUUGGCACUAAUGCUAUUUGCAGAUUAAGUAAAAGUCAUGACAAGUUUAAGAAAUCAUGCACUUAAAUUUAACUCCAGGGGAAAUAAAGAACCAGGAAGUAUGGUAUAACAACUGUUCCCAAUAUUACCUUUUGCCAAUUAGCUGCAAAGAAUGAUUGAGCUAUUUACUCUUGGGAUAGUCUCUCUUAAAAUGUGCAUGCGUUCAAAUCCAUGUGGCACUUGUUAGUACUGCAAUUUAAGUAUUGCAGUAUGAAAUUACCUGGAACCAAAAACAAUGAGGAGUCCUUGUGGCACCUUAGAGACUAACAAAUUUACCUGGAACCAGCUAUUUAACACUAACUUUGGAUAUAUUGUCAUGGAAGCUGUAUUAAAAUUCAAACCUGCUCCUGGAUAGAAUGAUUGACAUAUACACCAGUAAAAGCCCAUCUGAGGCUUUACAAGUAUCUCUAGUAAUAAAGAAUGGUAAUAUCAGUAACUAGUUUUCAAGAAAAUUACUCGUUCUCCCAACAUGGGAGCUCUCCAGAAGUGCUUAUUGCAGUAAGAGACAAUAGUGUGAACCAUGGAGCGUGGUUAUCUUUUGUUGCUGCUCGCUAUUUGCUUUCCAUUGUUAGCAUUCUUAUUAACUGUUCCUUAGAGGAUACAGCAUUUAAGCAUUAGUGUAUUUUAUAUGCACUAUAAACACUUUGGGCCAUACAAUAUGCUGAAAGAGUGUAUUUUGCAUGGUCACCAGGUGAAAAAGGUUUAAUGAUUUUUAGGACAAAAGUACCACCAAAUUCUGAGCUCAUUUACCUGUGUAAUUUUUAGGUAACUUCACUGAUGAUACAGUGGGCACAAAUUAAGACUCUUAUCUUUUUACCAGUAGAGAGAAGAUAUAGCCAGUUGGGGUCAAUAUUCCCUAUUCUUAUAAUGGGGCAUAUGGCUAGAACCAGGAAUAUCCAUUAACUGCAUGUACUAUACUCCAAAGUUAUACUGAUGUAAAUUAGCUCAGCAUCUGGCAGCAGUUAUUUAAACACCCACCCACCCUUAAUGCUAGUGUCUUUUCAUUUGAAAAUGAUCUCUAAAAGUGAUGGGACGUGAUUACAUAUAAACUAAUGGAAAAUAUUGAUCCCCUAGAAACCUAUAAAAACAAUAAUGCAUGCAGUUAAAAGCAAAUUGAGAAUCUCCCUGUUCUCUAAAGGAAGUUGCAAUAUUAGACGUGUUGGCAAAUUAGAGUAAAGUUCUGGACCACACAGAGGCCUGGUCCCACCAACAAGGAAUCUAUCCAUUGCUGAGUGGUGAUCUUUACCUACAGUGAGCAAGCAAUGUUGUGGCAGAGUUGUGUGUUUGUUGUUGGGGUUUUAUACACACACCCCUACCCACACACACCCCUCUGGUUAAGAGAGGCUGAAUUCCAAUCACCUGGUACGUACUGGGUUAUUCACGUGUGUUUUGAACUAUGUUAAAGCAGAAAUUGUAAAAUACACAUGUAUAAUAAUCCGCUUAAAGGUGCUAUAAAAUUGCAAAGAUCUUUUCAAAUGUAGGCAUUGUCCUGAUUUUACAGAUUGGCAGGCUUAACAUUUUUGUGCCUCAAUUUCCUAAGUCACAAGACAACCUAGGACUGGAGUCAGGACUCCUAGGCUCCUGCUGCACUCACGGGAUCAACUCGUACAUGGGGUAGGGAAUAGUAAUUUACAAGUAUGUCAGGUUUUUGAUGCUGGAUGAAUUUUUAAAUCCUAGGGCUAAAGAGACUCCUGUAUAUAAACCACAAUUACAAUGUGGAGGUUUUGUUAGAUAUCCAUCAAUGGCAGCACCAUAUUAAUCAGGGCCAGUUUUCCAUGUCACAGAAUCAGCAAUAUCAUUAGAAUUCCUGCUUCAUCUCAUGUUAUUUCUAGCCCAAAAAUUCACUCUAUCAUCUUGUCAGCGUCCCCUAUUUACCCACCCCUGAGGGCAAAUUUAUUAGGAAGCUGCCAAAAAGAUAUUUCAAUUCCUGUGUCAAAUAAUGAACUUGGGGGAGGGGAGUUGAAUUGUACCUGAGAAGAUUUAUUAGUAACAAUAGGAUUCAGGAAAGGUUCUGAAGCCCUUUUAAGUAUUUUGUUUUGGACCAAUGCACCAGGCUGACAUCUGAAUACUACAUGCAUGUCCUCCAGGCCUACAGUACUUGGAAUAAAUCCAUUCUGGGCCAGAGGGAAAGCCAGAACUCUGCACAUUUGUUCUAAAUUUAAUUUUCUUCCACUCUCAUUAAAGUCCUAAACACCAGGUUGUAUUUGGAAUAGAAACUCUGGCUGAUAUCAAUUUUCACCACUUGAAACUGUGUGCGCUUCUGUGAGCCCUGCUCUUACCUCAAGAUUUUUUUUCUGGGAGACACUUUUCAGCAUGGCUGCUUUGCACCAUUCUUCUAUUUCUGCAAUCCAACCUUAUUUGGAGCAGUAAUUUCAUUGCACCUUUUCAUGUCCUAUGCUGCCUUUCUAAGCUAAAGUGGCAGAUGGGAAGAGAGGCUUUUCAUUAAUAAAAAUAUGUUUGCAUCAUGUAGGUUUUUAACAUCCUGGAGGCUGGAUCCUGCAUCAAUGAAAUCAAUAGGACUUUCACCAUUGACUUACAUAAGCCCAAGCCCCUAGUUUUCUCUGUAUGGUGAUGUUGACAGGAAGGUUCAUUUUUCCUUUAUAGUCUUCUAAGGUACGCUCACCAUUAAUAAAAGUAAUCCUUUUCAGCGUUAGCUACUGCCAUCCUGAGUUUCAAUUGGAUGGAGCAGGCUGUCAGAAGACCAUCGAUAUCAGGGAUCGGCAAACUUUGGCACGCAGCCUGCCAGGGUAAGCCCCCAGUGGGCCGGGCUAGUUUGUUUACUUGCCGCGUCCGCAGGUUCGGCCGAUCGCAGCUCCCACUGGCUGCAGUUCACCGCUCCAGGCCAAUGGGGGCUGUGGGAAGCGGCGGCCAGCACAUCCGUCAGCCCGCGCCGCUUCCCGCAGGUUGCCGAUCCCUAGUCAACAUUCUUCAGCAACACCAAAGGAUUUUAUCACAACAAUGAAGUAAUUUUAGUAAGUGGAAAGCAUAUGCUUACAAUUCUAAUGGUUUUCAGGGUCAAAAUUUAAUUAAUUCUGGGCCAAAUCUGGAUAUCAAUGAUAAAAGUUGGGGGUAAAUAUCUGGAGUUCCAGGCUUUAGGCCCAAAUCAAAGGUAUUUAGGCACCUAACUCCCAGGAGAGCAACAAAACCAGACGAAAAAGUAAAGAUUUAAAAAAAUCAGGCAUGUUUAGUCUUGAGAAAAGAAGGGGGGGGGGGAGGGGGCAGGAGCCUGAUAACAGUUUUCAAAUAUGUUAAAAAGGACUCUUAUGAAGAGGCCAGUGAUCAACUGUUCUCCAUGUCUACUGAAGCUAAGACAAGAAGUAAUGGGCUUAAUCUGCAGCAAGGGAGAUUUAGGUUAGAUAUUAAGAAAAACUUUCUAACAUAAGCUCUGGAACAGGCUUCCAAAAGAGGUUGUGGAAUUCCCCAUCAUUGGCAGUUUUUAAGAACAGUUUGGACAAACACCUGCCAUGUCCUGCCUCAGCACAGGAGGCUGGACUUGAUGACCCCAAGGUCCCUUCCAGCCUUACAUUUCUAUGCUUCUAUUAUUAUUAUUUAAAGUUGAACCACCAUGCAGGUACAAGACUGAUUUUUUUAAUACCCUCAUUACUCAACUAAAUCAAAACAGAUUUUCAUCAGGCAACUGAAAGACAUCAGCUUUGUCAAUGGUUUAUCUUCUAGCCUAAUUUAAAAUUUUCUAUAUAGAGUUUGGAGUAACAGUGAUCAAGUGGUCUCACACAUUUUAUUUAUAUAUAUAUUAUAGGAAAAAUAAUGUUUUCACUCAGCACUUACUUUAAAGCAACAAAAUAACUGCUUCAUUCUUAUUCCCUUUUUUUUUUUUUUUUUAAAUAUAUAAAGGAAGAUAAAAUCACCAGACCUGGAAAACUUCAGCAAAAAAAUGAAAGUCUGAGAAAGUUCUGAGCAACUGAUACAGGGCAAUUUAUAAUGGAAACACUUAAGCAACAUGGGGCUACCAUUACAUCUAUAAUGCCUUAGUCAAGGGAUGGUGGUAAUAAUGGGCUACAGCCAUCUACAGAUAUCUGAAGUUUAAUUCUUCAUUCUUGAUGUUAACAUUUAGCAAAAUACAAUGGGUUAUUUACUAGGAUAUAAAGUAACUGGGUGACAUUAAACAAUGGAAAGUUUUUGUUGAGUAUCAGAAAAAAAUUCCUGAUAGACCUUUGAGUAUGCAUUAUUACUUGUGUGUACAAAUGAUAGUUUAUAUGUGCAAAUAUGGAAGAAAAUACAAUUGAUAAUGCAUAAAGAAUGACUGUGCAAGUGCUUUGUGAUGGAAAUCUAAAUGCACCCAAAUGCAACUGGAUAUACAAUCCUA
Molecule: messenger RNA, 17270 nt
Organism: Malaclemys terrapin pileata
Lineage: Eukaryota; Metazoa; Chordata; Testudines; Emydidae
Gene: FBN2
Product: fibrillin 2
Exons: 65
Coding region: 568-9270 (2900 amino acids)
Molecular function (GO): calcium ion binding
Source: RefSeq, a predicted model, not a curated record